CACCUUCCUUUCCUUUAUUUCCUACUAAAGUCAACUUACGAUGCAUUUCUUUGGAACUGGCACUAUUGCUUCUAUCUUGCUUCUGGCUACUGCCGCCCAGGCUGCCACAGUUUGCACCGUCAAGAAAUCCGGAAAUGGUGAUGAUGCUGUCUCAAUCAAUGCUGCAUUCUCUGCUUGCAAAAAUGGCGGUACCGUUAUCUUCCCUGCAGGCGCCGUCUUUAACUUGAAGUCAGUUGUUGCUGCUGCUGAUCUUAAAGGUGUCACCGUGAAGUUCGAUUCGACUGUCAACCUUCCUUCAUACAACCCCUCAUUUGCCAAACAAAAAGCCUACUUCUAUCUCGCUGGUGACAAAAUCAAUUUCUCUGGUAAAGGCACAUUCUUCGGCAAUGGCCAAGGCUGGUACAAUGCAAAGAACAAGAACGCUCCAGUUGUCUUUAAGCCCAAGGCUACCAACUCUUACUUUGGCGGCUUCACUAUCAAGCAGGCCCCCCGAGCUCACUUUAGUGUCAAUGGAUGCAAAAAUACCAUCUUUGAGAACUUGACUAUCCACACAGUUUCAGCAAACUCCAAUUACCCUGCCAAGAACACAGACGCCUUUGAUGUUUCUGCAUCAAGUGGCAUCACCAUUCGUAACUCUAACAUUGUUAACGGCGAUGAUUGUAUUGCCGUUAAUGGCGGUGUCUAUGGUUUGACGGUCUCUGGUCUCACAUGCACCGGAAGUCAUGGUUUCAGUGUUGGCUCUCUUGGAAAGGACGGAAAGACUGAUGUUGUCUCCAACUUGAAGUUCUUAAACAACAAGUGUAUCAAUUGCCAAAACGGUGUCAGAAUCAAGACCUGGCCUGGAGGAAAGGGCAGUGUUAGCGACAUUACCUUUGACAAAAUCAACCUCCAAAACGUUGAAAACCCUAUCCUUAUUACAACUCAUUACUGCGAUAACCAGAAAGCAUCCAGUUGCGUUGGUAGCGACUCUACUUCUUUGAGUAUCAGCGGUGUCACUAUCAACAACAUCUAUGGCUCUGUUGCUGCAUCGAAAAAGUCCAUUGUUAACAUCAACUGCGCUUCUAAGGCUCCUUGCAAGAAUGUCUCUCUUACCAACAUUAAUAUUAAGCGUGCUUCAAGCACACCAAAAAACGUGUGUCUUAAUGUUGCCGGUUCUUCCUCUAUUGGUUUAUGCAAACAAUAAACGUGAACAAGUCUUCAUACCCACUAAAAUAUGGUUUCUACCUUUUUUUAUUUUAAAGAAAAACUCGCAACAAAAAAAUAAAUACAGAAUAUACAAUUUUGCAAAUAC
Phycomyces blakesleeanus NRRL 1555(-) is the source of this 1291-nucleotide messenger RNA. Its product is annotated as glycoside hydrolase family 28 protein. Gene Ontology annotation, molecular function: polygalacturonase activity. Gene Ontology annotation, biological process: carbohydrate metabolic process. The transcript is spliced from 3 exons. Lineage: Eukaryota; Fungi; Mucoromycota; Mucoromycetes; Mucorales; Phycomycetaceae. The record is from RefSeq and is a predicted model, not a curated record. Bases 41 to 1183 code for a protein of 380 amino acids.